AUGGCGAAAGCAUUAUCAUACAUGCACCACGGUAGUUUCCCUACCAUUGUUCACCGAGACAUAUCCAGCAAGAAUAUUCUUUUUGAUCAUGAAUAUGAGGCUCAUAUAUCUGAUUUUGGCACGGCUAGACUCUUGAAUUCUAAUUCAUCGAACUGGACUUCGUUUGCUGGAACAUUUGGCUACACUGCUCCAGAGUUUGCUUACACAAUGGAAGUGAACGAAAAGUGUGAUGUGUUCAGUUUUGGAGUGGUAGUUUUAGAAGUGAUUAUGGGACGACAUCCUGGUGAACUUGUUUCAUCAAUUUCAUCGUCUUCAUUAUCUGAAAACCAAAACGUUUUUUUAAAGGAGGUGUUGGACCCUCGACUUUCAAGUCCUGGGAAACAUGAAGCGGAAGAAUUGGUGUUGAUUGCAAAGAUAGCAUUUGCAUGUCUGAAUUUCAAUCCAGGAUCUCGGCCAACCAUGUUCCAAGUUUCUGCAUUGCUGUCCAAGAAAAUGCAGCCUUCAAAUUUGUUUCCUCAUAUCACACUUAGCCAAUUGUUUGGUCUUGAAUUUCCCACUGUCUGAGUACGACAUUAAUCUUCAUUUGCAUACUAUUUAUCCUUUAACUUUGGUUGUAUAUAUUCUUGGUUUUCUAAGAAUAAUGAUUAUCAAUUUCUCAUCUUCCUAA
Ipomoea triloba (trilobed morning glory) is the source of this 667-nucleotide messenger RNA. Its product is annotated as probable leucine-rich repeat receptor-like protein kinase At1g35710. The transcript is spliced from 2 exons. Gene Ontology annotation, biological process: protein phosphorylation. The record is from RefSeq and is a predicted model, not a curated record. NCBI's taxonomy places the organism in Eukaryota, Viridiplantae, Streptophyta, Magnoliopsida, Solanales, Convolvulaceae. Gene Ontology annotation, molecular function: protein kinase activity; ATP binding. The coding region runs from base 1 to 564 and encodes 187 amino acids.